CCCUUAUUUUUAUUUUCUCUAACCGCUUUAAAUUCGAAACUGCAUCAGUCUGUCAUUCAUUCCUCAAGACAGCUGGAGCCUGCCAGAAGGGGAAAAAUAGAGAAGGAAAAAAAGAUCCGGUGCUUCGCGCCUUCACUGCUCCUCCUUCUGGUGACCAUUUUCGCCGGUAAUCAUUUUGGAUAAGCUUCUUUGCUUCGACGGACACGCACAAAAACAAAACACCAAAGAAAACGCCAUUAACAAUGGCUCCCCCCACCUCCUUUUCAAAACAAACCUGACCAAUCAGUGACGACAUAAUCCCUUUGUUCAAUCAUAAAAUAGAAGAAAAGAAGUAGAAUAAGUAGUGCUUCUCUCUAUUCUCUACACCCUUCUCCCAGUCUCUUCAGUAGAGUGGUCGCCGGAGUUUGAUCGCUGGGUGGGGUGAAAAUGAGUUUCCGGGACGAUAACGAAGAUGGGAGGGGCGGCGGCGAUCUGCGGAAGCCGUUCCUACACACGGGUAGCUGGUACCGGAUGGGUUCGAGACAGUCUUCCAGCAUGAUGGGCUCUACCGCCGGGUUUCGCGACAGCUCCAUCUCCGUCCUCGCCUGCGUUCUCAUCGUCGCUCUUGGUCCUAUUCAAUUCGGCUUCACCUGUGGGUAUUCUUCUCCGACCCAGUCCGCCAUCACAAAAGAUCUCAAUCUUACCGUCUCCGAGUUUUCUUUGUUUGGGUCCUUGUCGAAUGUUGGAGCUAUGGUUGGAGCGAUUGCGAGUGGGCAGAUUGCUGAAUACAUUGGCAGAAAAGGGUCUCUGAUGAUUGCUGCAAUCCCCAACAUUAUCGGCUGGCUAGCAAUCUCGUUUGCCAAAGAUUCUUCAUUCCUCUACAUGGGGAGAUUGCUGGAGGGUUUUGGCGUGGGGAUCAUCUCUUACACGGUGCCUGUUUACAUAGCGGAGAUAGCACCACAAAACCUGAGAGGAGGCUUGGGUUCUGUCAAUCAGCUCUCUGUCACUAUUGGAAUCCUGCUGGCUUACCUGCUCGGGUUAUUCGUCCCAUGGAGAAUUCUAGCUGUUUUAGGAGUAUUGCCUUGCACGAUUCUGAUACCUGGCCUGUUCUUCAUUCCUGAGUCUCCCCGGUGGUUGGCGAAAAUGGGGAUGAUGGAAGAUUUUGAAGCAUCUCUGCAAGUUCUCCGUGGGUUCGAUGCUGAUAUUUCUCUGGAAGUGAAUGAAGUUAAGAGAGCUGUUACUUCUGCAGGCAGAAAGCAAGCAAUCCGCUUUGCUGACCUAAAAAGGAAAAGAUAUUGGUUCCCCUUGAUGGUUGGAAUCGGCUUGCUUGUUCUGCAACAGCUCAGUGGAAUCAACGGCGUACUAUUCUAUUCCAGCACCAUUUUUGAAGCUGCUGGAGUUACAAACGGCAAUUUGGUCACAUGUGUCGUUGGUGCCCUUCAGGUCCUAGCCACUGCUGUAACAACCUGGCUCAUUGAUCGAGCUGGCCGCCGAGUUUUGCUCAUAGUCUCUUCUAUUGGGAUGACUCUCAGCAUUCUACUUGUCGCUGUAUCAUUUAUCGUCAAGGAUUUUGUAUCAACCGACUCGAAUUUGUCCAACAUAUUGGGGAUUCUGUCAGUCGUUGGAGUUCUGGCUAUGGUUGUUACCUUCUCUUUGGGAAUGGGAGCCAUCCCUUGGGUUAUCAUGUCCGAGAUUCUUCCAGUCAACAUUAAGGGCCUUGCUGGAAGCACAGCAACGCUGGCGAAUUGGUUCGUGGUGUGGCUGGUCACCGUGACAGCAAACUUGCUCUUGACUUGGAGUGCAGGAGGAACUUUCAUCAUUUACACGGUGGUGAGUGCCUUCACUGUGGCAUUCGUAUCACUUUGGGUUCCCGAGACAAAAGGAAGGACUCUGGAAGAAAUUCAAGGCUCCUUAAGAUGAGAUCAUCCCUUUUGUUCUUCGACCUUCUUCUUGUUCUUUCUCUUCCAUACCGGUUUUCCGAGAUAUUGGGCCAACAUAUAGCAAUCUUAUGUACACCAUUUUGGGGAACAGCAAAGGAAGAUGUAGAAUUUGCCCUUGAUUUUGGCCGUUUUGUAUGUGGGUUGUUUCUGGGUCAUUGUGUGAAUAACAAAAUUCUAUAUGCCAAUUCUUUCAGUAAACAUGGACUUCAUAGGCUGUUCUUUUGCACAUUCUUUGCAAGCCCUCUACAAUUUCUUCUUCCUGGCUUGUUCGCCAGUUCGACACAAGUCGGAAAAAAUUACCUUCAUUGUAUAAGUCGUCAUCAUUGUUACUAUGGUGCUUGUAUACAGUGAUUAAUCCUGCGCAGGUUGACAUAAAAAUAAAAUAAAUACAGUCAU
Messenger RNA from Linum trigynum, 2315 nucleotides. The record is from the annotation of a GenBank genome assembly. NCBI's taxonomy places the organism in Eukaryota, Viridiplantae, Streptophyta, Magnoliopsida, Malpighiales, Linaceae.